UUUAGUUUUUAAUGGAUAUUAAAACAUUCAGUAUAAUUUUAAUGGUUUUGUUUCCAUAUUCGUGUCGUAAAAGUGAUUACAAAAGGAUAAUAUUCAGAGAAGAUGUGAAAGAAAGAAUGAAACAAAAUUUUUUGAUAGCAUUGAAUACAAGUAAAGCAGAUGUAGUUGAGUUGUAUACUAAAAUGCUUGAGGAACACAAGAAUCAACACCUUAUUCGACUUCAACCUGAAAAUAAAGUUGGACAAUAUCAAGUUAUUGAGAUAGAAAACAACAGGAAAACAUCUGUCAAGCUUACAACAUUGUCAAAACGUCGUCCUUUGAUUUUUCAGAUAGAUAAUUUCUUAUUUGAUGAUGAGUGUGAUUAUAUUAAAGAAUUAGCUGAAGCUAAAGGUUUUAUAAAAAGUAAAACGAUAGGAGAUUUUGAAGAGGAGCUUGCGACAGAACCUACAGCGUAUGAUCUUUUAGGAGAUAUACCUUUUCCAGCCUGGGAUAACAAUAAUGAUUCAUUUAUAGACCAUUUAGAGCUUCAAUCUGCAUUAAAAAAAAGUUUUGAUGUUCGCUUAGGAUCAGUGAUGAUCAACGAAAUAAUGAAGAAAACAUUUAUGGAUUUUAAUUCAAAUGGACUAAUAGAGGAUUGGGAAUGGAACAUGAAAAACAUAACUACAUUAGUUUUAAUGUUGAAGGAAGCAAAAAGAGUUAGCCCGUCUUCAUCGGCUAGAUUUAGUGAGUCACAGUGGCUCUCGUAUGUAAAUGAUAGCAUUCUUUUAUCAAUACAAGAUAGAUUGCACAAAGUUACCAAACUUCCAUUGGAAAUGAUAAAAAAUAGUGAAGCUUUACAAGUAGUCAAAUAUCAACCUGGUGGUCAUUAUGAUUGUCAUUUAGAUAGUGAUCCACAAUAUUUUUCAGAUAGUGCUAAUACAUGUUGUCAUACUCUUUUUGCUGAUAGUGGUUCUGAUGAGAGUGAUUUAUGUUCACCAUGUAGAUUCAUGACUGUGUUGUACUUCUUAGAAGACACAAAAAAUGGUGGUGAAACAGCUUUUCCUGUUGCUGGGCUUGAUCCCUAUUUAAAUGAUUUGACAUCUGAUAUCAGUUUUGAAGAUAAGUGUGACCUGUCAAUCUAUUGCUCAACUGCAAAGAUUGUUGUGAAACCACAGAAAGGUCGUGCAAUUCUAUGGUAUAAUCACUUUAUCAAUCCUGACACAGAAUGGACUGGUGCUGUAGAUCGGAACAGUCUACAUGGUGGUUGUGCAGUUAAAGAAGGUCACAAGUGGAUUGCUAAUAACUGGAUAAAUGCAGGUCAACUCAAAGAGCACGAUAUAUUGAGCUGGACAAAAAAACAGUUUCUAGCCAAUAUUGAAGAAAGUGAAAAAAACUCGUAGUUAGAAGGUUCAAUAACAUUUUAUUGUUUUAGAGGAAUAAAUUUAUACAUACACUC
Molecule: messenger RNA, 1435 nt
Organism: Hydra vulgaris (swiftwater hydra)
Lineage: Eukaryota; Metazoa; Cnidaria; Hydrozoa; Anthoathecata; Hydridae
Product: transmembrane prolyl 4-hydroxylase
Biological process (GO): peptidyl-proline hydroxylation to 4-hydroxy-L-proline
Cellular component (GO): endoplasmic reticulum
Molecular function (GO): procollagen-proline 4-dioxygenase activity; iron ion binding; L-ascorbic acid binding
Source: RefSeq, a predicted model, not a curated record